Gadus morhua (Atlantic cod) is the source of this 10412-nucleotide messenger RNA. Its product is annotated as voltage-dependent T-type calcium channel subunit alpha-1I-like. Gene Ontology annotation, cellular component: voltage-gated sodium channel complex; neuron projection; voltage-gated calcium channel complex. Gene Ontology annotation, biological process: membrane depolarization during action potential; positive regulation of calcium ion-dependent exocytosis; calcium ion transmembrane transport. Gene Ontology annotation, molecular function: low voltage-gated calcium channel activity; voltage-gated sodium channel activity. The record is from RefSeq and is a predicted model, not a curated record. NCBI's taxonomy places the organism in Eukaryota, Metazoa, Chordata, Actinopteri, Gadiformes, Gadidae.
CUUCCUAACACCUAUCAUCCUCAAUAUCUCCCUCUUUUUCCUUCCUCUCAUGAUGGAGGAGUGAGAGGAGCAGCCUGUCAGCUCUGUGUUCCGCUCUGUUCACCUCUGAGUUCAGCUCUGUGUUCCGCUCUCUGUUCCGCUCUGUUCAGCUCUGUGUUCAGCUCUGUGUUCCGCUCUGAGUUCAGCUCAGUGUUCCGCUUUUUGUUCAGCUCUGAGUUCAGCUCAGUGUUCAGCUCUUUGUUCAGCUCUGUGUUCAGCUCUAUGUUCAGCUCUGUGUUCAGCUCUGUGUUCAGCUCUGAGUUCCGCUCUGUUCUUUAGCGUGCUCUGAGCAGCUGCUGUGAGUGAGCCAGAGGAACCAGUGAAGGCUGCUAUCUGCGGGUUGGAUCUGAUCCACACGGUCUCUUCUUUCCGAUGUAGUAUCAGACAUGUGGUCAAUAACAGACAAAAAGAACAUUUUGUGUUGUAUUUUAAGUUAUUAUUUCUAAGAAAAGACUUUUGCGUUUUUUAUUGACAUUGAGAUGAUGAAGGUAAGGUAAUGUCUAUGUUUUCUAUUUCUGAACAGGAAGUUUCUCCUCUCUACAGGAAGUCAACUCCACGGCGUCUCUUGACCUUUUGCUUCACCGCUGUCUAAAGAGAUUUAUGAGUUUGGGAAGAUGAACUCAUUCAUUUCAUCACAUCUCAUAUCAUGCAUGGUCCCUCGUAGCUUUUAAAAACCUUAUGAUGUGCUGGCACCUUUUGAUGUGUGUGAAGCGGUGUUGGAGCCAACAUGGCCGGUGGCCCCCAGGUUCUGUUCCUUGACUCCCAGCCUGUGUCCACGUGGUUCGAGAGGAUCAGCAUCAUGGUGAUCCUGCUCAACUGCGUCACCCUGGGGAUGUAUCAGCCCUGCGAGAACAUCCACUGCACCUCCGACCGCUGCCAGAUACUGCAGGCCUUUGAUGCCUUCAUCUACGUCUUCUUCGCUCUGGAGAUGGUGGUGAAGAUGGUGGCCCUCGGGAUCUUCGGUCAGCGCUGUUACCUCGGCGACACGUGGAACCGGCUUGACUUCUUCAUCGUCAUGUCCGGGAUGGUGGAGUACUCUCUGGACCUCCAGAACAUCAACCUGUCGGCCAUCAGGACGGUCCGUGUGCUCCGACCUCUGAAGGCCAUCAACAGAGUGCCCAGCAUGCGUAUCCUGGUCAACCUGCUGCUGGACACCCUCCCCAUGCUGGGCAACGUGUUGCUGCUGUGCUUCUUCGUCUUCUUCAUCUUCGGCAUCAUCGGGGUGCAGCUGUGGGCGGGGCUCCUGAGGAACCGCUGCUACCUGGAGGAGAACUUCACCCUCUCCCCGGGGCUGGCCCUGCCGGGCCCCUACUACUCCCCUGAUGAGGAUGACGAGCGGCCCUUCAUCUGCUCACUGGCCGCUGAUAACGGCAUCAUGUCGUGCGGCGACGUGCCGGCGCGGCGGGAGGGUGGGCGGACCUGCUGCCUGGACCGGGAGGACGCUCUCCACCCGCCAGAGCCUGGGGCUGGAGCCCGAGGGCCUGGGCCCAACGGCAGCGGCCCCGGGGCUGGGGGCCUCUGCGUCAACUGGAACCAGUACUACACCCGCUGCCACACUGGGAGCGGAAACCCCCACAAGGGGGCCAUUAACUUCGACAACAUUGUCUCCGCCUGGAUCGUCAUAUUUCAGGUCAUCACUCUGGAGGGAUGGGUGGAGAUCAUGUACUACGUCAUGGACGCCCACUCCUUCUACAACUUCAUCUACUUCAUCUUCCUCAUCAUCAUCGGCUCCUUCUUCAUGAUCAACCUGUGUCUGGUGGUGAUCGCCACCCAGUUCUCUGAGACCAAGCAGCGCGAGCACCAGCUGAUGCAGGAGCAGCGCGCGGCGUGCCUGUCUUCCUCCACGCUGGCCAGCCUGGCCGAGCCAGGUGACUGCUACGAGGAACUCUUCCAGCUCGUCUGCCACGUGCUGCGGAAGGCCCGCCGCCGCUCAUCCGCACUCUACUACACACUGAGGGGCCAGCCCCCGCCGCCCACCGGGGCCCGCAACAACCGCCGCGCCGGGGGCUGUGCGGGCAGAGGAGGAGGAGGAGGAGGAGGAAGCGGUGGGAAUGUCAACGGGGGGCGGCGCCACUCCAAGCAGCUCAGACCGUCUCCCUGUCCUCACCAGCCCCGCCCCACCCCGGACCAGGGCAGCCCACCCCCGCUGCCCCACUCCCCCGUCCCCCUCUCCGUCUCUCCCCAGCCCGAGGACUGCCCCCUGUGUGCGUUGUCACUCAAAGAGGGGGCCGGCGCGGCGGGUGACUCGGCCAAUGGGGAGGAGGAGGAGGAGGAGGAGCCGGUGGAGGGGACGGAGAAGGAGCAGAACCAGCUGGAGGAAACCAGAGAGGGAGAGGGGGAGGCCGGGGGGGGAGGAGCCAGAGGGGGGAGGGGGCGGGUGAGACCCAAGAGGAGGAGGCGGAGGAGUAGGAGGACCUGCCUGGGGCGCCUCAAGGACCUCUGGGACGAGAUGAGAAGGAAGCUGUGGGGCAUCGUGGAAAGCAAGUACUUCAGCCGCGGCAUCAUGAUGGCCAUCCUCAUCAACACCAUCAGCAUGGGCAUCGAGCACCACAACCAGCCGGACGAGCUGACAAAUGUGCUGGAGAUCUGCAACAUCGUGUUCACCAGCAUGUUCACCCUGGAGAUGGUCCUGAAGCUCACCGCCUUCGGCUUCUUCGACUACCUCAGGAACCCCUACAACAUUUUUGAUGGCAUCAUUGUCAUCAUCAGCGUGUGUGAGAUCAUCGGGCAGGCGGACGGCGGGCUCUCGGUGCUGCGGACCUUCCGUCUGCUGCGGGUAAUCAAGCUGGUGCGCUUCAUGCCGGCGCUGCGGCGCCAGCUGGUGGUCCUCAUGAAGACCAUGGACAACGUGGCCACCUUCUGCAUGCUCCUCAUGCUCUUCAUCUUCAUCUUCAGCAUCCUGGGGAUGCACAUCUUCGGCUGUAAGUUCAGCCUGAAGACGGAGGCCGGCGACACCGUCCCCGACCGCAAGAACUUCGACUCACUGCUCUGGGCCAUCGUCACCGUCUUCCAGAUCCUGACCCAAGAGGACUGGAACAUGGUCCUUUAUAACGGCAUGGCGUCCACUUCCCCCUGCGCCGCUCUCUACUUCGUGGCGCUCAUGACCUUCGGGAACUACGUCCUCUUCAACCUGCUGGUGGCCAUCUUGGUGGAAGGCUUCCAAGCGGAGGGCGAUGCCAACCGCUCCUACUCAGAUGACGACAGGUCCUCCUGUAACUUUGAGGAGAACGACAAGAAAGACUUGCUCCGCCUGUCAGACCCUAAGAUCUGCACCCUGACCCCCAACGGCCACCUGGACCUGCCCCUGGUCCCUGCGCUGUAUCCCAGGGAAACCCUGUUCCCCGGGGAGACCCUGUACCCCGGGGAGACCCUGGCCUGGUUGGGGGCCCGCAAGACCAGCGUCAUCUCACUGGGCCGCAGCGACCUGGAGCAGAGGGGACUGUAUCUCGACCGGGGGUACCACCACCCCCACCACUGGGGUCGGUCCCUGGAGCCCCGCCUCCAGGCACUGUGGGCGCGACGCUCCAGCUGGAACACCUACUCCCCCUCCACCCCCACCUCCCCAACCUCCUCCCCCGCCCCCUCCUCCACUGAGCCCCGCCCCCUCUACGGCCACGCCCAGGGGCGGGGCAGCCUCCGUGUGAGGGGCCCGCGCGCUGCCUCCUCCCCCCACCACUACCACCACCACUGGGGGCCCCGGGACGAGGAGUCGCUCCUCCUGCAGUUCGCCCCCGGCCCGCUCCACGCCCAGCCCCGCAAGAAGAGCUGCACCGGGGGGCUGCUGAUCGGGGGCGGGGCCGGGGGCGGGGCCCUGGCCUCCGACCACCAGGACUGUAACGGGAAGACCCCCCUCGCCCAGCUCCUCCAGCCCCCCCCCCUGAGGCCGGCCGGGGGGGGCGGGGCCUCCUCCUCCACCCAGCUGAUGGCGGAGGUCUUCCCUCAGGUCAACACACGCAGGAAGGACCAGGAGGACCUGGACGACGAGACGGACUACAGUCUGUGUUUCCGGGUGCAGAAGAUGCUGGAGGUCUACAGACCGGACUGGUGUGAGACCAGAGAGGAGUGGUCCGUCUUCCUCUUCUCCCCGGAGAAUAAGUUCAGACAGCUCUGUCAGGCCAUCAUCGCCCACAAGCUCUUCGACUACAUCGUCCUGGCCUUCAUCUUCUCCAACUGCAUCACCGUCGCUCUGGAGCGGCCAAAGAUCCUGCAGGGCAGCCUGGAGCGAGUCUUCCUCACCAUCUCCAACUACAUCUUCACUGCCAUCUUCGUGAGCGAGAUGACCCUCAAAGUGGUCUCCAUGGGCUUCUACCUGGGGGAACAGACCUAUCUGAGGAGCAGCUGGAACGUCCUGGAUGGCUUCCUGGUGUUCGUGUCCCUGAUUGACAUCGUGGUGUCCAUGGCAGGCGGGGCGAAGAUCCUGGGCGUGCUCAGAGUGCUCCGGCUGCUGCGGACACUGCGCCCCCUCAGGGUGAUCAGCCGGGCUCCGGGCCUCAAGCUGGUGGUGGAGACGCUGAUCACGUCCUUGAAGCCCAUCGGGAACAUCGUCCUCAUCUGCUGCGCAUUCUUCAUCAUCUUCGGCAUCCUGGAGUACAGGUGCGGUGUGUGUCUGUUCAAAGGGAAGUUUUUCUACUGCUUCGGACUUGACGUCAGGAACAUCACCAACCGAUCCGACUGCCUGCAGGCCAACUACAAGUGGGUCCACCACAAGUACAACUUUGACAACCUGGGACAGGGUGAGACAUGACAGAGAGCCUGUGCCCUCAUGUCCCUGUUCGUGCUGGCAUCCAAGGAUGGCUGGGUGAACAUCAUGUACCACGGACUGGACGCGGUGGGGUUGACCACCCGGUGGACCAACAACAACCCCUGGAUGCUGCUCUACUUCAUCUCCUUCCUGCUCAUCGUCAGUUUCUUUGUCCUCAACAUGUUCGUGGGCGUGGUAGUGGAGAACUUCCACAAGUGCCGGCAGCAUCAGGAGGUGGAGGAGGCGAAGCGCCGAGAGGAGAAGCGCCAGCGACGCAUGGAGAAGAAGAGGAGGAAUGCCCAGAAACUUCCGUACUACUCGAGCUACAGCAGAGUCCGUCUGAUGGUUCACACCCUGUGCACCAACCACUGGCUAGUCAUCAUCACCUUCAUCAUCUGUUUCAACGUCAUCACCAUGUCUCUGGAGCACUACAGCCAGCCCUCUCUGGACCUGGUCCUGAAGUACUGUAACUAUUUCUUCACCACCUUUGUUCUCGAGUCGAUCCUCAAACUCAUCGCUUUCGGCUUCCGCGGCUUCUUCAAAGAAAGGUGGAACCAGUUGGACCUGGCCAUUGUGCUGCUGUCUGUGAUGGGCAUCACUCUGGAGGAGAUCGAGAUCAGCUCCGCUCUGCCCAUCAACCCCACCAUCAUCAGGAUCAUGAGGGUGCUGCGCAUCGCACGAGUGCUGAAGUUACUGAAGAUGGCCACUGGAAUGCGCGCCCUGUUGGACACAGUAGUUCAAGCCCUGCCUCAGGUGGGUAACCUGGGCCUGCUCUUCAUGCUGUUGUUCUUCAUCUACGCCGCCUUGGGGGUGGAGCUAUUUGGAGAGUUGGUGUGCAAUGAGGACUACCCGUGUGAGGGGAUGAGUCGUCACGCCACCUUUGAGAACUUCGGCAUGGCGUUCCUCACCCUGUUCCAAGUCUCCACCGGGGACAACUGGAACGGCAUCAUGAAGGAUACGCUGCGAGAGUGCCCGCCGGACGACUACGCAUGCAACCCCAGCCUGCAGUUCAUCUCUCCGCUGUACUUCGUCUCCUUCGUGCUCACCGCCCAGUUCGUGCUCAUCAACGUGGUGGUGGCCGUGCUGAUGAAGCACCUGGACGACUCCAACAAAGAGGCCAAGGAGGAGGCGGAGAUGGACGCUGAGAUCGAGCUGGAGCUGGCCCAGGGCACCCUCUGCUGCAUGGGCACGCCAGGGUGUGGCGGCGGGGGCGGGAGUGCCCCCCCGGAGAAGGUCUGCCCCGGUGGGAAGGACAGAGGGGGGGGGAGGGGGGGGCGCCGGGGCGGAGGGACGACGAGGGCGGAGGCAGGAGAGACGGCCCGUCACCGCGGCACCGCGCCCCCCCCGCAGCACGGACCCCUGGGCUCCUCCCACUCCAGCCAGAAGCAGUACUCCCCGGCUCAGGAGAGCCAGUGGCUGGACAGCGUGUCUCUGCUCAUCAAGGACUCCCUGGAGGGCGAGAUGCAGAUGAUUGACAACCUGUCGGGCUCUGUCUUCCACCACUACUCCUCCCCGCCCCCCGUCUGCCGGGACUGCAGGGUCCGCACGCAAGAGCAGAUCCAGAUGGCGGAGAUCGAGCAGGCCUCCCUGAGGUCGGAGCCGCAGUCUGACAAGUCGUCGUCGCCCCCCCCCCUCCCUGACGACCUCAGCCUGGAGGAAGGCGCCGGCCGCUACCAGCUGCUGCUGCACAGCGACCACAAGGCUGUGAACCAGCGUUCCUUAGGAGGGAGCCAGGAGAACAGCGACUCCCAGAGCUCAGAGGAGGCGGGGGGCUUCCACCAGGCAGGAGACACCCAGACCCAGACCCAGGUGGGGCUGGAGCCCCCCUCCCUGAUCUCAGGAGAGGCCCAGAAGGAGGAGGAGGUGGAGGAGGAGGGGAGGGCGCUGCUGGAGCUGAUGAGCUGGAGGUCCAGGCAGACCAGCCACCAGCAGCACCACCAGAGGAGCCCCGUCUGUCAGCCCAAGCCAACCGUCCACCCCUCCCUCUCCCAGGGGCGUGUCGAGCAGCAGGGGGCGGAGUGCCGAGGGGGACGAGAACGCCGAGAGGGGUCCGGGGACCCGCUGUCCCGCUUCCGCCUACCGGUGGACUUCUUCCACCAGUGGCGGUCCCCCAAUCCCGGCCCGCCCCGCAGGCGCAGCCUGCGUCUGACCCGGGGCUUGAGGCUGACCUCGCCUGCCACCUGGGCCUCGCUGAGAUCCCCCGGGGCCCGCAACACCACGCUCUGCACGCAGGUCACACCCGUCCACAGCGACUCGUCCCUGGCAACGGGCAGCUGAGGCAGCCUGCAGACCACACUGGAGGAGGGCCUGAGCUUCAGCGUGUCCCCGCCCGGAACCUGGACCCCCCCUUCCCCCUGGCGCCUCUCCCCCUCCUCUUCCCCUCGCUUACGUUGCACAGGGACGACCCCGCCGCCGCCGGCCCCCCCCCAGGCACCGGCCGCCUUCCGGCCUCACCCUCCAGGCCACCAGGGGCCACAGAGGAGCCAGAGCAGCGGCCGCGGCAGCGCCAGCCCGGGCUGCACACGGGAGGACUCCAUGGACCCCUCGGACGAGGACCUGGGCAUCGGCAUCGGCAUCGGCCCCUCCCUGGGGGGCUGCGGCUGCGGCCAGGCGGGGAACAGCGAACACUUGUCAGAGACGCUGAGCAGCCUGUCGCUCACCUCGCUGCUCUCGCCCGGCUCCCUUGCGCCCCGCGGAGGCGGCGUGAAGAAGUGCAGCAGCACAGGGAGCCUUGAACAGGGGGGGGCGCUGCUCUCGUCACGGGGCAGGGAGGGCCACAAGGGGGUCCUGGGUCUGGAGCUCAUGGACCCUCAGGGCUUCCUGGCCAACCCCUCGAUGGGGCUUGGGGACGGGCGGGGCAGCGGGGGGCGGCGGGGGGACGGAGGAAGGGGCGGCGGGCACGAGUCCUUCAGCCUGAAGAGCUCCAACCAGACGCUGGUGGGGCCCCGCCGGAAGAACAGAUGAAGAACACCGCCGCCCCCCGCCUCGUGUCCCCACCCUCUGGCUCCGAACCGUCGCCUCCCCCUUUACUCUCCCUGUCACACUGCGGCCGGCGUGACGUCACUUGAUGUCCUGUGUUCCCACCCCCAUCCCGCCCAGACCCUGUCCGGAUGUGUUUGUGAGCGCGCCCAGGCUGAACUCGGGCGGUCCGGUGGGUCAGAGGAGGACUAGUGUGGCCCUCAGAGCGGGGGCCAACAGGGCAGAACAGGGCCUCUAGCUGCUGAGGGCUGGUACCACUAGAGGCCACGCAUGGUUCUGGUCGACUGCAGCCCGGAGGCCCUCUUUAUAUCAGGGAGUUUACAGCAAAAGGCACAGAGCUGAAAAUCAAAAGACACACACAGAAUGGUGUUCCUUGCUUCCCUACUGUCUUUUUCCUCUGUUUGUUGGUUUCGCUGUUCGGCGUCUCGGGGUCUCGGACGGUGACAGUGCAGCAGUAGAAGGAUCCGGUUUAGACCCGUUCCACGCCGGCCCCGCGGCUCGACAGCGGCUCCGCGGGGUGGGGCGUGGGGCAUGGUCAGCAGGAGGAAAUACAAUGGCGAAGAUGGGAACCAGCCGGUCAUCUGUCUGCGAGCAGGAGCAGAAGUCCGUCACCGCGCCGCUCUCCCCCACCAGGAGCUUCUGCUGAGAGGGUUAGGGUUAGUGCGAGGUGGAGGAGAGUUCAUGUGUGUGUGUGUGUUUGUGAGUGUGUUUUUCUAUGUGUGUGAUUGCGUGUCAGAAGGCUGAUUGCCUGAAUGCAGCACAUGGAGAACGGCCUCAGCACGUCUUUAUAUCUUUAGCGGAGUAUUCAGGAUGAGAGGAACUCCGGAAGAGGAACCUCUGCCAACAGCUUUUUGAGUGGCAGCUGUACACAAACGGAACCUUGCAUGCAGUGAUAUGUGACUCUUCUUUAUGGGUUUUCUUUGCGGGUUUAACCUCGGGCAUUGCUCAAUCAAACAUGGAAGGGGAGCAGCGAGCGCUGAUGAAAGAAGGACGUUUGAAGAAUAAAAGGACAUUUCCUUAGAGUAGAGGAGAGUGAAGGGAUGUAUUGUAACCGUAUAAUCCAAAGGGAUUUGUUUGUCUGAAGAGUUAUUUAGGACCACGCGAUGGACUUGUCGCACACUCCACAUGGGUUGGACUGCAUGACGGAACCUCAUUUAAUCCUUUGCUCUGUAUUAACGAUGUCAGUGUCGGUGAUUACCACGUGGUUCUAUUCACUUUUUUUGUCCACGAGCGACUAGGCCAGUGUUUCUCUGUCCCCACGCCCCUUUACAGUCUUAAGUAUCGUCAGGACUCUGUCUGCCAGUGACUUCCACUUUUUAUAAGGUUGGAGAAAAGAUUACUUUUUUAAAAUGGUGUCAUGUGGAAAAACCACCAAGCAAAAAAUGUAUUCCUGAGCUUGAAGUAAUGUUCCCUUAGUUCCUGCUUCGACCACCUCCUCCACCUCCACACCUCAACCCCCACCUCUCCCCCGGGCUCCACCUCCUCCACCCCUCUCUGGGCUCAAACCUCCUCCACCUCCAAGACCCUCCACCCCGCGACGAGGACUCUUCUCCCUCCUGUACUUGUUCUGGUUCCGGUCGGCACAGAGAGACGCAGGAUCAUCACAGUAGGACUGCAGCCAGAACCCAUAACCUGCAGCAAUGACGUUCACACUGGGCUGACCCACACACUGGGAGGGAGGGCCUAACCUACACACUGGGUUGACUUUGGUUUCUGUUGGCCUUUGCUUCCGAUGCUAACAGAGAACAUCACUACAGAUUAAAAAGAACAAAAACGAAAAUGCUGGUCUGUUUGAAGCUUUAGUGUGUGUGUGGAGGCUCACGGCCCUGAGCACGGCUCUGGGAGCGCCGUACAGGACGUCUCUGCUCCUCAUCGUCUUCUUUAACUGACACCCUGAUGCACUUGACAUGCUCUUCCUCCUGCUCCUUCUAUUCCUUUCACACACACACACACACACACACAUCUGUUGUAGCAACACUUUUAUACAGCCUGGAGGGGCCAAUGGGAGCUGGAGCGGGAGCGGACCGGGGUUCGGGAAACAUUCGGAGGGUGGGGGAGGGGGGUUUUGGAUGUCAUGCCAGUGGAUUGAUUGAUUAUUGAAGUAGGAGAUGUUGAUCUUUAGAGCCUAAUAAGACUUGUAUAUCAUUAGUGUUUUUAUCAUGACCUUUGAGUUAUUUUGGAAUAUAAUGAGGUGAGAAAAGAAUGCGAGGGUGGACCUUUUUGGUGACUGUUUAAACCACAUGAUGUUGAAUAUCAAUGAUUGAUAUUGGCGACGAACAUUGUAUGUGUGCGCCCGUAUGUGUGUGUGUGUGUGUGCCUGCCUUUGAGUGUGUGCAUGUGUACUUAUGCAUGCGUGUGUGGAUGUGUGUGUAUGGGACAGAGAUAGUGUAUAUGUGCGCAUACAUGUGCGUGCAUGUGUGCGUGUUUUUCUGUGUGUGCGUACAUCUGAACAGCGUCAGGUGAGCCCCUCCCUGACAGUUUGUGUUCCAUGGCGACAUGAUCACAAUCUGUCGUCCGGGCGGGACAACAUCACAACAACAAACAAAGGCAACCUUGAAGGGCUGUUUGAGCUUCAAAGAAACGGUCCUCCUUGGAGGUCAGAGGUCAGAGGUUAACCUGACUACACAGCAAUAAAUGUUCUAUGUGACCCUCA